Messenger RNA from Aspergillus thermomutatus, 1125 nucleotides. Its product is annotated as aldo/keto reductase. Bases 1 to 1125 code for a protein of 374 amino acids. Gene Ontology annotation, molecular function: oxidoreductase activity. The record is from RefSeq and is a predicted model, not a curated record. The transcript has a single exon. Lineage: Eukaryota; Fungi; Ascomycota; Eurotiomycetes; Eurotiales; Aspergillaceae.
AUGACAGCCGCAGGAAGUCAGUAUGUUUUGCAGACGGGGCUGGCAUCUGGCAUGUCGGCUACAGAAGGAUUAAUGCAUUCGCCGCACCCGAAACCCGUUGACCCCAAGACGAGCGAGGAGUGUCAUGUGUUGCCCAGUGAUAUCAUACCAGACUCGCAGGCCCGAAUCGCACUGCGAGGAAAGGUCCAUGAUGUUCUAGUGCCAUAUAUGUGCAUUGGUGCCUGGUCUUGGGGCGACAAAGCCACGUGGAAAUACAAUGAAGAAGUCGACCUUCCGAAAAUCAGAGACGCCUGGAAAAAGUUGCGACAGGUCGGAUUGACUUUUGUCGACACGUCCAUUGCGUACGGCGACGGCGAGAGCGAGCGUAUCUGUGGCCAACUGUUCAAGGACAUGAGGCGGGAGCAAUUCAUCAUACAGACAAAGUGGAUGUCAUGGCCUGACCCGACGAACGUGUUUCUCCAAUCGCACGGCCCGGUCAACAAGCUCAGGAGCUCGUUGCAGAAUCUUAACCUUGAAUAUGUGGAUGUCUACGUUGUCCAUGGACCCACUCACCUUAGCUCGAUCUCGACUAUCGCGAAGGGUCUUGCGGACUGCGUCAAUCUGGGGUUGGCACGGGCUGUUGGAGUUGCCAAUUAUGACAAGGGAGAAAUGAUCAAAAUGGCCAAUGAGCUCGACAAGCAUGGCAUCCCCCUGGCGGUCAAUCAGUGCGAGUACUCCGUCAUCAGAAGACAUCCAGAAGUUCAUGGAUUGAUUCGCGAAUGCCGCGAUAGGAACAUCGUCUUCCAGGGAUAUGCAUCGCUGGCAGAGGGCCGCCUGACGGACAAGUAUUCUCGAUUCAAUGAGCCUCCGCGGACUUAUCGUUUCAGUAGCUAUCCCAUGCACAUGCUUGAGCCAACUCUGAACGUGCUUAGGCGAAUCGCUGAAGAAAGGCGUGUCCCCGUGGCCGCUGUGGCACUGAAUUUCAGUAUCAACAAGGGAGUUCUUCCUGUGGUGGGGAUUCGGAGUGGUGAUCAAGCGGAGCAGGACAUGCAGGCUCUAGGUUGGCGCCUAACAGUAGACGAGAUGCGACGGAUUGAGGCCGUGAGCAUCGAAGGAGAUACCACGGUAUUUUGGCAGCAUGGUUAG